Molecule: messenger RNA, 7772 nt
Organism: Pelobates cultripes (western spadefoot toad)
Lineage: Eukaryota; Metazoa; Chordata; Amphibia; Anura; Pelobatidae
Source: the annotation of a GenBank genome assembly
AUGGCGAGUGUCGGUCGUCUGUUCUGCGCUGCCUGGACCAAGUGCAGGGUACCGGAGAUCCGCGUGCCCUGCGCGGGUUAUCACAAGAAGGUAGCGGGCACUGAGAUAGUCUGAGUGUGCAGUAUGGUGGGAGCGUGGCUGUGUGUGAGUGCUGGACCCGGGCUGAGCAAGUCAAACUACACGGGUCAGUCAGGCUGGCCAAAAGGCCGAGAGCCAGCUGGGAUUUAGAAGUACUACAACUCCCAUGAUGCUUUGUCGGCCUUAUUGCUGGUGGAGAAUCAUGGGAGUGGUAGUUCCAAACAAGAUAGGCUCUGCCGUUUGGCUGUUUAAGGACUAGGAGAGCUGAGGUGAGGGCUGACUGCCCAGUGGCUGCCCCAUGGUGGCUUAGGCAGAUGGCUGGUGCUAUUCCUAAACCGUCUAUCUAAAACAAGGGAAUAAAAGUGGAAACAUUAUCAUGAGAGUCAAUGGGACUUUUACUGUUUGAUAUAUUUCUAUAAUUUACCUUCAGAACUGAUCGAUAUGCAAGUUCUCAGCUUUCAUGGAGCAUUGUAUAUUUUACACUGCGUAUGCAGCUUUCAACGAUUUCUGUGAAGACCGUGUUUAUAAACCUAUAUUAAUAUAUUACAUGGCCUCAUUGUGUUUGGUGUAGUGGAUAGGUUGUGUGUGUGUGUGAGUAGAGAUAUAUAUAUAUAUAUAUAUAUAUAUAUAUCUACAUACUCACACACAGCAAUAAUAUUAAAACUGGUGAAGUGAAUAACAUUUGCUUAUAUCUUUACAAGAGGUGAUAUAUAUUAUUCAGCAAGUGAACAGUCAGAAAAAAUCGGCAAGCGCAAGGACCUGAGUAACUUUGACAAAAAGUGUUGCAAGGAAGGACAACAAGUGAACUGGCGUCGGGGUCAUGAGCGCCCAGGUUCAUUGAUGCAUGUGGAGUGUGAAGGCUUGCCCGUCUGGUCCUAGCUACUGUAGCACAAAUUGCUGAAAAACCUAAUGCUGUUCAUGAUAGAAAGGUGUCAGGGCAGACAAUGUAUUGAAGUUUUCUGCAUAUGCCGAUGUGUAGCCACAGAUCAGUCAGAGUGCCCUUGAUGACCCCUGUCCACCACCAAAAUCGCUUUUAAUGAGGAUGUGAGCAUCAGAAUUGGACCAUGGAGCAAUGGUGGAAGGUUGCCUGGUCUUAUGAAUCAUGUUUUUCUUUUAGAUCAGGUAGAUGGCCAGGUGUGUGUGUGUGCUCAAUUUACCUGGGGAAGAGAUGGCAGCAGAAUGCUCUAUGUGAAGAAGGCAGGCCAGUGAAGGCAGUGUUAUGCCCUGGACAAUGUUCUGCUGGUGAAGCUUGGGUCCUGGCAUUCAUGUGGAUGUUACUUUGAUACAUAGCAGCUACCUAGAGAUUAUUGUAUACCAUAUAAUAGACCACCUUAUGGCAGUGGCAUCUUUCAGAGGCAAUAUGCACCCUGCGAAAAUUGCUCAAGAAAAAGAAUUCAGGGUGUUGACUUGGCCUUCAAAUUCUCCAGUUCCAUAUCCAUUCGAACUCGCAACUUGGAUCUGUUGCUAUUGUUUUUGGGCCAGAUACAGAAUAUGUUCAGUGGUCUUGUGAAGUCAAUUCCUUGACGCAUCCGAGCUGGUUUGGCAGCACAAGGGGGUCUAAACAAUAUUAGGCAGGUGGUUUUAAAGUUGUGGCUGAUCAACAACAAUGUAUAUGUCAUUUUUAUAUAUAAAUUUUAUUUGUAGGUGCAUCUCUCCUACCUCAUAAAUAGGUCAAAUGCUGCCAAACUCUGCAUUACUACUCUCAUUAGGUGUGUGCUUAGCCUGUUUGGUUUUAUUCUCUCCCCAAGUGAUACAUUUGUUAGUCUGUGUUAGAGGACAAUUUCUCAAGGUCAGUGCUGGACAGUUGCUUCUGCUAAUCAUUGCAUAAAUGUCUUGCAGGUAGUGGAUCACUAUGAAAAUCCAAGAAAUGUUGGAUCCCUUGACAAGAACUCUAAGAAUGUAGGAACUGGUUUGGUUGGUGCUCCUGCAUGUGGAGAUGUUAUGAAACUCCAAGUAAGUAGGUCAUGUGUAUACUUUUCUUUCAUAACAUGUUGACUCUUGCUUUUUCAGCCUUGAUUAAUUCCUGCAAUAUGGACUUGAAGAGUAGCAAAAACAUUUACCCUAUUGUAGAUUUUUAUUUUCUUUAUAAGACCAAGGUUUGUUUAGUACAUUUUCGAUGUUCACAAAUUGUAUUUCCAGGGGUUUAAAUUUCAGUGGUAUGCUAAUUGUCCACGGUCUCUUGAGCUGGUAAUGUCUUUAACAGUGAGUCUUGUACUGUUUUGUCUUGCAGAUAGAAGUUGAUGAGAGUGGGAAGAUUGUGGAAGCAAGAUUCAAGACCUUUGGAUGUGGCUCUGCUAUUGCAUCCAGCUCAUUAGCUACUGAAUGGGUGAAAGGAAAAACGGUAACUUAAAUUUAGGUUUAUAUAUUCUGCAGUUGGCUGGGCUAUCUGAUUUUUGCCAAUUGCCAUAAUAAAGGUUGCAGCAUGCAAUAAUGCUUAAGUAAACACUGUUUUCUGUAACUUAUUAUAUAUAAAGUGAAAUGCCACCUCCAUACAUCUAAGGGAAGCUCCAUGAAGGAGGUAAUCCACAUAUCAAUGUAUGGUAUCAAUAUUAACAAAACAAAAAAAGCAAAAAUAAAGUUAAUUUCCUUUUAAAGUAACUUUAGCUGCUGAAAACACCUAGGCAAACAGGUAGCAGCAGCAGGAAGACAGCCUAUCCUUGACCAAGAAAAGAGUCCAAGAGUCAAUAGUCUCUUAUCCAGACUUAUACCAUAUACCUGUGUCCACAGGGGGAUUAUGGGACAUGUAGUUCAAUUUAGAGCAACUGUUUGAUUCAUGCAACUUAAUGAGUGGAACUGUUGAAUAAGCUGAUAGCAGCUAUGUGCUUCUAACAGCUUUCAGACCUUUUCAGUUUGGUAAAAGGUACAGAGCACAGCAUCUUCCUGGCCCAUCAGACAGUUGCUCUGUCACUGGCACAGAGUGACCCAGGCAAGUGGGAGGAGCUUUAGACGGGAUUAGUAAUUGGAAUAAGGGUUACUGUGCCAUACACUAACUAAUAGAGUAAACAAAAAGAGGGGGGCAGAAUUGUAAUCUGUGAAUGCAACACAGGGUCUGUGCACCCCAACCACUACAGUAAGCGGAAGUGUGUGUGUGGUGCUUGGAGCAUUCCUUUAAUUAUUAAAACAUCCACAUUAGUAAUAAUCACUACAAACUUGUGUUGCUGCAUUUUCUCCAGUACCUCUGUAAAAGCACCACAUAUCAAAUAUCACCAUAAAGGUCUAGUAAAUGCAUUUCCUUAACUUGUAGUUCUGAGUAUGGAGAGAAGUGUAUAAUGGGUGGUGUAUGCACUUCAUCACACAUUUUUGCCUUGCAAAGUGUAUUUAAAAAAAAAAAAAAAGUGCAGCUUGCAGAUGAAGCCUUACUGCUUUGCUGAUCAGCAGUGGGCACAAUUGCACUUAGUCUGACACGAGUUCACAUAGAAUUUGGGAGGGUUGGUUUUUUGUUUUGUUUUUUGUUCAGGUGAAUGCUUAGUAAGGUUAUCUAGUUGCUAUGUUAUUAAAACCAUGUUUACUUAAAGGAACACUCGAGGCACCAAAACAACUUGAGCUCCAUGAAGCAUUUUUAGUGUAUAGAUCAUGCUACUGAAUUCUGACAUUUUGGUUCUGAACUAUACAAUAAAAAGCAGAUUGUCACUGCUGACCAGUGUAUAAGAGUAUAGUUCUCUAUUUAUAUGUGUCUAUGUAGUGCAUUGUUUUGAGAAUGUAAGAUUUCAUAUGGAAAAUGCUCAAAGUCUUCUGUGCUCUACAGGUUGAUGAGGCAAUGACAAUCAAGAACACAGACAUUGCCAAAGAACUGUGCCUUCCACCAGUGAAAUUGCACUGCUCCAGUAAGUAUUACUACAGAUUAGCUGUUGCAUUUGCUUGUUAGUCAUAUGAUUUUUUUUCUUUUACAUUUAUUUAGAUAUUAAAUUAAGCACCCUGAGGUGUUACUGGAGGUACUUUCAUAGGUUGGACACCUGACCUGAAAAGCUCUGGGUCUAAUUUUGUCACUGAUCCAUGGAGGGUCUGAAGUUAAUAAGUGUGGUUGGGGCCAUGCAAUUUCCCAUGCUUUGAUGCCCUUGUUUCUGUUUUUUGUUAUUCUGCUCAACAACGCCCUUGCAAGCUCCUGUAGCUACUGUGUAACCAUAACAUAGCAGUAAAAAAUAAUCCAUUUUCAUUGUUGAAUUAAUCAUUUGAGUAAAGACUGCUCAUAAGUGAACAUUCACAUAAUGAGCCCAACUGUGUUUGAAAUAAUGCUAUUACAGUGCCUAAUGCUAACCCAGUAAAGACUAAGCCUUUUUUGAAAUGUGACCGUUUGGUGAAAAAAGCCUUUUUGACACUUUUGCCAUGUGUACAUUCCACCACAAUAGAAACAUUUAUUUUUAAAAGUUCAACCAUACAUAUUAUAUAUAAUAUUUUUAAAGGAGAUAUGGCUUUCUUUUGAUUACUUAUUUACAUAAAUAACACAACCUUAACCCCUUAAGGACAGAGCUUCAGAAGCUUGUCUUUCACUUAAUGACAACAGCAUUUUUUGCUGUUUGCGUUCAACUACAAUUUGCAUUUUACAAAUUUAUUGCACCGACACAUAUUAUAUAUCGUUUUUUUAAAGGACAGAAAGGGCUUUAUUUGAUGUAACAUAUAUAUAUAUAUAUAUUACAGAAAAAUGCAAAAAAAAAUAAUUUUUGUUUUUUUACAGUUUUUGCAAUAAUGUGUGCAUAAUUAGUGCAGGUUAAGGAAAGUAAUUAAAAAUAAAUUCAUUUAGUUGUUCUGAUUUACAGAAUAUAUAAUGUGUCUGGGAUUUUCAGGGUUUUUUUUUUUUUUUUGUGGUUGUCACAGCAAUCACAUGGGAUGUUAUAUCUGGAUUUGAUGUUGCUGGUCUGCCUCUGACUUGGAGGCACCCAGCAACAGCGUUAACCCCGCGAUCGCCGGCUCCGGGGUUAAUUCUAACGCAUGACGUACGAGGUCCAUCACUCGUCAUUAACACUUUCCCCUGAGUGACGGACCUCGUCCGUCACUUGUCCUUAAGGGGUUAACUCCAUAGUCACCAAAACAACUUUAGCUUAAUGAAGCAGCUUUGGUGUAAAUAUCAUGCCUCUGAAGUUUCACUGCUCAAUUCACUGCCAUUUAGGAGUUAAAUUCAUUUUUUUGUUUCUGUUUAUGCAGCCCUAGCCACACCUCACCUUACGUGGCUGUGACUGACAGCCUCCAUGAAAACUAAAUGGGUUUUCAAUGAGAUGUAACUUACUGUAAAAAAAUUUUUUUAUCUCCAGUUCUGUAAAUUGAACUUAAACCACACACAGGAUGCUCCUGCAGGGUAUAGCAAGCUAUUAACUGAGCAGGAUAUAAGUAAUUUUAAAUUAAACAGUAUUUGUAAUAAAGUAAGUGUAGACAUUAGAUGACUCUUUACAGGAAUUGUUCAAGAAGGUUGUGCAAGUCACAUGCAGGGGGGCGUGACUAUGACUGCAUAAACAAAUGAUUUAACUCCUAAAUGGCAGUGAAUUGUGCAGUGAGACAGGUUUGUACUAGUAACACUAAAGGGUCAACUGAGCAUCUCCUGGGGGGGAAAAAAUUAUACGCUUUAUACAUGAUUUUUCAAUAUCAUAUUCAAUUGUGUAAAUUCCAAUAAAUAUGAAAAACACCUGUUGUCUCAAGCACACUUCACACAGCUAAUCAAGGGCUUCAUUAGUUGCUUGAGGAACAUUGAAAUACCUGAACUGGCUAGUGGUUUGAGUGUCAUGUUUGACUGCAUGUUUGAAAUAUGGCAAAAGAAUGGUCCACAAAGUUAAAAAGAGAUCACCCUUUACAAACAAGGAACAUGAUUCAAAGAGAUAGUGAAGGCACUGAAUGUUCCUAGAGACACCGUUGGAAGCAUAGUUAGCAAGUUCAAAGUUGAAGGAACAAUAGUUACACUACCUGGAUGGGGCAGAAAAAUUAAGCCAUCAAUGGCAGCAACCAAAUUUCUGAGAAGGCAGGUUCUAAAAAAAAAAAAAACCCUCUAGUGACUGCAAGAGACCUGAAGCAAGACUUGUUGGCAGCAAGCACUGAGGUUUCAGUGAGUACAAUAAGCCUUGUACUAAAGGAAAAAGGUUUCCAUGCCAGAACUCCAAGACGUACACCACUACUGUCCCAAAAGCACAAGAAAGGUCAGCUCCAUUAUGAUCAAAAUUGUAUAAAUAAGCCACAGAAGUUUUGGGAUUCUGUUCUGUGAAGCGAUAACACAAAACUAGAACUUUUCAGCCCAAUGCUUCAGCAGUAUGUUUGGAGGAAGAAAAAUGAAGCAUACACUGAAAAUAACACUCUGACUACAGUUAAACAUGGUGGGGGCUGAGUGAUUCUCUAGGGCUGCUUUGCAUCCUCUGGCACUGAAAACCUGCAGCUUGUGGAAGACAAGAUGGAUUCAUUGAAGUAUUAGGAAAUCUUAGAAGAAUUGGACCUUUCAACAAGACUAUAAUCCCUAACAUACCUCAAACUCCACCAAGGCUUGGUUGCAUGUCCUGAAAAAUUCCACAGUAGCCAUCACAGUCACCUGACUAACCCCAUAGAAAAUCUCUGGUGGUUGCAGCACACAAAACUAAGAAUAUUGCUGAACGGGAGGCAAUUGCUCAUGACAAUGGGCUAGGGUUUUUCAGGAAUGCUGCCAGAAGCUGGUGUCUGGCUAUGCAUCUCAUUUGCAGCCAGUCAUAACCGUAAACAGGUGCUCUACUAAGAACUAAAGAUGCCAUGAAGGGGUUCAAUAAUUAUGAGACUGGAGAAGUCUUUAUAAGUUGCAUUUUCAGUUGAAUUUGGGGAAACUACGUGAAUCGUUAAUUGUGAUGAGCUAUUUCAAUAGCUUUUGUUUAUUGCAAACAGCUGAAAGUCUAAUUUUGACAAUAAACCUAUGUUUUCAAUAAGUAUUGAAUAAUUUUGAUUAAAACUGUAUAUACCCUGGGUGUCUACUUUCUACAAAUAUAUAUAUUUUUGUGCAGCAAUUUUGGAUUCAGUGACUAUUAUAUUUUCAUCAUGUUAAAGCUAAACCUUUGCAAAUUUUAAAACGCUAAUCUGCUCUGCGUGCUAUCUGGCCUAUAACCUCCAAAAAAUAAUUACAAAUUUAAACUUCUUUGGGAUUUUCAAAUUUGUAAAUAUUUUAUUCAUACUUAAAUCUGCAGCAAACAAAUAGGAAGAUACUUGCUUACAAAGUAUCUGUAUUCUAAAUCAUCAAGCUUUGCAAUCUAUGCAAACCAGGUUUAAUAUGAAUAAAGGGAGGACCAGGCUUAUUUAAACAACAGCAUAUGCAAAUUGCUUUAGCUAAUUAAUAAAAUAAGGGGGGGGGGAGGGAGUUGCAGGACCAACCUAUAUGAAGAGCACAAGUGGUUUUAGUGGUUUUAUUUUAAUGAAGGCAUCAUCACUUGCAUAUUAGGUUGAUUAUAGAUGCCAUCUGCUAUAAAAGUACUUGAUGGAAUUCAGCUCUUCUUUGCCUAUGCUGAUAUUUAAUUCUUGGUUUAGCCUUCAUAAAUAUAAAUAGUAUAACAUUUGUUUUGACAUAUAUUUCUUUAACCAUGAAAUUCCAUGUAAUCAUUUAUGUUCCUGUUUGUAAUUAAAGAAUCACAUUUAUCAUGGUUGCAAUAUAUUUAUUUAAACCAUGUUCUUUUUUUCCAGUGCUUGCUGAAGAUGCUAUCCGAGCUGCCCUUGCAGAUUACAGAUUGAAGCAGGACAAGGAGCAGUCUGCAGCCAGUGGUUAG